AUGGGAACUGAGUAUUCGCCUAAGAACAUCCUCAUCACUGGAGGUGCAGGCUUCAUUGGCUCUCAUGUGGUGAGCCUGCUGGUCAACAAGUACCCGGACUACAAGAUCGUCAACUACGACAAGCUGGACUACUGCUCCUCCCUCAAGAACAUCGCCUCUCUGCAGUCCAAGCCCAACUACCGAUUUGUCGAGGGCAACAUUCUCUCGGCUGAGCUGGUCAGCUUCAUCUUGGAGGAGGAGCAGAUCGACACCAUUGUCCACUUCGCGGCGCAGACUCACGUGGACAACUCGUUCGGCAACUCCUUCCAGUUCACCGAGACCAACGUGUUGGGCACCCACGUCCUCCUGGAAGCCGCCAAGCUGGCCGGCAUCAAGCGGUUUAUCCACGUGUCCACCGACGAGGUCAAGGGGGAAAACGAGGCACUCACCACUCACCACUCACCACUCACUCUCGUGGUAUCCGUGAGGCAAAUCGGCGCAGACAACAUCUUGGAGCCCACCAACCCCUACGCGGCGAGCAAAGCUGGUGCUGAGCUUGUUGUUCGCUCCUACCACCGCUCCUUCAACCUGCCCGUCAUCAUCACCCGGUCCAACAACGUGUAUGGGCCGCACCAGUUCCCCGAAAAGAUCAUCCCCAAGUUCAUCUCCCUACUGCGUCGAGGAAGGAAGUGCUUCAUCCACGGUAGUGGAAGCAACAAGCGCAACUACAUCUUUGCCGGAGACGUGGCUGCUGCUUUCGAUGAGAUCAUCCACCGCGGGGUCGUUGGCAAGGUCUACAGCAUUGGCUCCGAGGACUGCUACUCCAACCUCGACGUGGCUCGUCGUUUGCUCAAGGCGUUCGGCCUGGAAGACCAGGAGAGCGAAUACCUCGAGUAUGUCGAAGACCGAAUGUUCAACGAUCUGAGGUACUGGAUCGACGGCUCUGAAAUGCAGAAGCUCGGGUGGAAGCCCGAAGUGUUGUUCGAGGAGGGGCUCGCCAAAACCAUCGAAUGGUAUCAGCACCCGGACCACUGGAACAACUGGAUCGCCUCCGUGGACUCCGCCCUGGUCGCUCACCCCAGAGUUGGGUCAGAACUUCUCCCUCCGCCUCGCAAGCAGCAGCAGCAGCAAUUGACAAAGCCUCCCCACCACCCACCCACCCACAACAGGCAAAACUUGUGA
Molecule: messenger RNA, 1161 nt
Organism: Acanthamoeba castellanii str. Neff
Lineage: Eukaryota; Discosea; Longamoebia; Acanthamoebidae
Product: dTDPD-glucose 4,6-dehydratase
Exons: 11
Coding region: 1-1161 (386 amino acids)
Biological process (GO): nucleotide-sugar metabolic process
Molecular function (GO): dTDP-glucose 4,6-dehydratase activity
Source: RefSeq, a predicted model, not a curated record